GUGGGAAGUAGAAAACAUUCACACUUUCUCCAACUGAGGCAGCGAACACGAACAAGCCGCCGUCCGACUCGUUGACUAUGAUAUCUCGAGCUGAGGCGAGUUGCCUGUAUUUAUCUAAAUUGGGCUCUGCCGGGCCGAUGGUAGGGUUUCUGGAAUAGAUCGGCCAGCAGCGCAGGUUGUUGCGCAACUCCCCACGACUUCUUUUCUGUCGCUUCUCAGCGUCGGUCGAAACCGACCGUGGGUGGGGGUUCUAGAAUAGGAAGGGCUGCUAAAGAAAGAAAAAGCAAGCAGGGCCCGUGAGCUCGAUGGGAAAACACUGUCAACCCCCACAUCCCUUUCGUCACGGCCUUGUGGGCACGCCCCAGGCCGCCGGGCUCGGUCGGCCUACAUGCAUGGAUAGGUAGGUACCUACAUAGGUACCCGGGCAGGCAGGUACUUGCAUACAAGCAAACGGAUGUAUUUGAGUUCCGCUCCGAGAAGUGUUGCCGCGUCUAUUUCGGGACCGCCGCCAGGUUAGAAGACGCCGACGUGCCUUGCCGCCACAGAAAGCAUCGGUAGAAUUCCCGAGGCCUGGUUUUAUCUGUUCUUGGGCGACAUUGGUCGGAGAAGGUGCCAGUUUGCAGUGGAGGCGUUUGUGCCACCGAGCAAAGGCACUACGUACGCAAUGUAUCUCGAAAGCGAGAAUUUCGUUGGAUGCGCCUCGGUAGCCUUUGCUCACCUUGGCGGGCUUACCCUCACCUUGCCGUGCUCAAGGUUUGCGGCUUCAAUUGAGUGUCUGUUUAGUGUUGGCUCUUCGUGUCGUGGUGAAAAUUUCGAUCCACAAAAUUUCCAGAUCCUGCCGUCAUUCAGUGGCCGCCCCGUGCUGCCUCCAUCGUUCUCUCCACCUGCCAAAUCGCGCGCCGACGACGACACUCGCUAGAGCCUCCCGAUCAAUCCGCCCUGCCCUGGUCGCGCAGACUCGCCCCGAUCCCCAUCCAUCGCAACGCGCGCGUCCCGACAGGUGCGCUCCAGCCUCCGGCCGCCAGUCUUCAGCCCUACAAUGAGUGCAUUAGCAAGCUGCGCUCUCAUCGUCUCCAGCUCACCGGUGACUCCUGCCCCUGCAGGCCAUCUUUGUUCGCAGCCGCGCCCCCUUGCUCGCCCGCUCUCCCAGAGCCUCGCCUCGCCUUCUCGAUGAGGCCGUACCGCCAGUCCCCGAUAAACCCACGCGUUUUCUAGCAGCUCGCUUGAUUGCGCCUCAUCAUGGAUCGUGCCAGGAAGCGCGAGCUGCGCUCCCUAAAUGACAGGGCCUGGGCUGGCGAAAAAGACCUGAUCGCUGUCAGUUCCUCGCUCGAUUCGAACAUGCGCAAAAAUAGCUCCUUCCAAAAACGCCUCCGUACCGCCAUAUCUGCAACCAGCCUCGCCACCUUCUUGCAGGAGAUCCGUACCCUCAGCCUGCACAAAUGGCUCUCCGAGACGGUUACCGCAUGCUACGACGGCCUGUGCCGCCUCAAGACUCCUGCCGAGAUUGAGGCCGGCGUCGAGAUCGUUAGCGCCCUCCACCAACGCUUCGGCCCCGACGAGUUCACCCAGCCCCUCGCAUCCCACCUCGCCCAGGCCAUGGCCCCGCCCGACAAGACCAAGCUCAAGACCAUGACUGCCGAGAACCGCGAGAAGGACGAGCGGGAGCGUCUGGUGCGCCAGCGCGUGCUUAUCCGUGUCGUCACCGAACUCUGGCUCGUUGGUGUCCUACGUACCCUUGAAGACGCUGCUCACCCUCACGACGGCCUCCCGAAGCCCACCCCCGCUGGCAAGCCUCAGGAUUCCAAGUCCCGCGGCGCCCCUGGAGGCGCCAAACCCGCCACGCCCGAGCCGUUUCCCCUCGAAGUUCUCAAAGAUCUCCUCGGCCAUGAUCGCGAGCAUGUCAACUUGCCGCUUCUUGUCGCUUUUGUCAAGGCCUUCAGCUGGGACAUCUUGGGUAUCAAGGCCGCUAGCGCUGAUGGCCGCAAGGCUGUUGAGGAGGAUGGUGCCACCAAGCUGUCCGGUGGUGGCUCCGAUCAGGACGACGACCCGCCCCUAACUCCGCCCGAGCUUCAGGAGCGUUUCAAGAACGUGCUUAAGCGCUACUUUGAGGAUGUAAAAUCGCAUCUCGAGCGCGACCAGCGGGCCAUCUUCAGCCAGUCUCGCAGGAAUGCCGAGGCCUACGUCAAGUCCGGAGAGGUCUUCGAGGACCGGCAGGCAAACUUUGAUAAGCAGGUCAAGGCCCAGGAGCGCCUUGCUGCAAAUGCCCAGGUCCUAGCCGACGUGAUAGGGGCCGAAAUGCCGGAUUUGAAAGAGACCGGCGAUUCCUUGGCGAGCGCCAACGGCUCCAUCGGCCUCGUCAAGACAGGUGAGUAUCUCCGUGGUCAGGGCGAAGGUGCCGGAAUAUGGGAGGACGAAGAGGAGCGCCGCUUCUACGAGAAUCUCGUGGACCUCAAAGGCAAAGUUCCCGCCAUCCUGCUUGAGGACGUGAAGAAGAAGAAGCCGGACGCGGAGGAACAGGUCGGCAAACGGGCUGAUGCUGGAGAGCCUGCCGAACCUCCCAAGCCCACCGCGGACCCGGUGGAUGACCAGUCUGCGGCGAUUGCCAAUAAGACCACGGGCGCUCAGGUGGAUGCCAUUCUUCUUCGUCUCCCGGACCUGACGACCAAGGAAGGAGUUGACCAGACCGCCAUCGACUUUUGCUUCCUCAACUCCAAGGCCUCUCGUAACAGGCUCGUCAAGGCGCUGACCGACGUCCCCAAGGGCCGCAGCGACCUUCUUCCAUGCUGGGCCAGACUGGUGGCUACUCUGGGACAGCACAUGCCAGACAUCCCCAAGGGCGUUGUCGAGUAUCUCGACACCGAGUUCCGUAGCCUUCAGCGACGCAAAGACAAGGAUUUCCUCAGCCAGGUCCGGCUGAGUAACAUCCGCUAUCUGGCCGAGCUCACUAGAUUCAACAUUGUUCCUGAGCAUGUCGUGUUCCACUGCCUCAAGGUUGGCCUGGAUGACUUCUCCAAGAUGAACAUCGAAGUCAUCUGCAGCUUGCUCGAAAACUGCGGCCGCUACCUGCUGCGGAACCCCGAGACCUCGCCGAGGAUGUCGUCCUUCCUCGAGACACUGCAGCGCAAGAAGUCAGUCCAGCACAUUGGCCAGGCGGAGCGGAUGCUCAUCGAGAACGCAAUCUACUAUGUCAACCCUCCGGAGCGCCCUUCCAUCGAGCAGAAGGAACGGACGCCGAUGGAGCUCUUUGUCCGCAAGCUUGUCUAUGUGGAUCUCUCCAAGCGCAACUAUAGCAAGGUCCUCAAGCAGAUUCGGAGGCUGCACUGGGAGGAAGCCGAGGUCGUCUCGAUCCUCAUGAAGGUCUUCUCGAAGCCCGGACGGGUCAAGUAUGGCAAUAUCUAUCUCCUUGCCAUUCUCUUGGGCGCCAUCUGCAAGUAUCAUGUUGACUUUGCCGUCACCGCCAUCGACAACAUAAUCGAGUCCAUCAUCUUCGGUCUCGAGCAGAACGAGUUCAGGUACAACCAGCGCCGCAUUGCCGAGGCCAAAUACCUGGGAGAGCUCUACAACUACCGCCUAUUCGACCAUCCCGUCGUCUUUGACACCAUGUACAAGAUCCUGACAUUCGGCCACGGUGGUCCGCCCGUCCCUGGACGCUUGAACCCGUUCGACCUCCCAGACGAUUUCUUCAGAAUCCGCCUGAUCGCCACCAUUCUCGAGACUUGUGGCAUGUUCUUCAACAGGGGUGCCCAGGGGAAGAAGCUAGACUACUUCCUCUCAUUCUUCCAGUACUACAUCUUCACAAAAGACCCUCUGCCCAUGGACAUCGAGUUCAUCAUCCAGGACAUCUACGCGCUCACGAGGCCACAUUGGAAGCUGGCGUCUAACCUCGAAGAGGCCUCCAAGGCCUUCCAGCUGGCCAUCACUCAGGACCAGAAGACGUCGGGUCUCGACAAGGCGGCCGAUCAGGAUGAUGCAUCUAGUGGAGCGUCUUCUGAUGAGGGCGAGGGCGACGAUUUGCCCAUCGCUGUCGAUGAUGACGAGGGUGAUCCCGAUGAAGACGACUUACAGAACCCAGAGCGCUCCGAUUCGGACUCGGAGAGCGAAUCCGAGGAUGAGGCCAUCGUUGUCACCCGGCAGGAGGAAAAGAUUAAUCCUGAGGAUGAGGCCGAGUUCGAGCGCGAGUACGCCAAAAUGAUGGCCGAGAGCAUAGACUCGAGGAAAUUCGAUCGGAAGCCGCUGUUCGAUGUGCCACUGCCCGUGCGGCCCAAGAUGCGCGAGGCUUCGGAGGGCCCUGGGCCGAACGGCCCUGGCACCAUGGCUUUCUCUCUGCUCACCAAGAGAGGAAAUCGCCAACAGACUCGUACUGUUGAGCUGCCAUCCGAUUCCCACUUCGCCAUCGCCAUGAAGAACCAGCAGCAGGCCGAGCGUGAAGAGCAGCAGCGCAUCAAGAACCUGGUUCUGAAUUUGGACCUUGGAGAGAAUGAGACGGAUGACGGUCACUACGAGAACAAGCCUUCUUCCUACCAUCACAACCGUGGCGAGAGACAGGGAAAAGACCGAAACGCGCAGCGCAGUCGCAAGCUACAGCUCAGUGACGUCGAUUGGACCUAGCAAGUACCACUUUGACUCUCUUAGAGUCCAGAUAAGCGACAAAAACAGCUAUAUAGCUGCCCAGAGGAGUUCUCGAUAUUGUCUCCACGAUGAUCUCAGCGAACUCUAUCCUCUCACGGCCGCGAUACCAGACGGGAGUAACCCUCCAAUCGUUUUGUGUGGUGGCGAGACUCCGGGUGCUGGGAUUCGGAUCAGACCCGCAGAGCAAUUUUCUUGUCAAGGCAAGAGGAGGGAAUGGUGCGUCGCUCUACCAGAACGAUAUAACUCCCUCCGCCCCCACUGCUGCGGAUCCGGGGCGGCUCGGUGGCGACGACUUUUGCGAAGAAGCGGAGCCUUCAUUGCGGGCGAUUUUGAUGGCUGUUGAUGGGAUGAGGGCAUGAUGCAGGCAGAGGGCGAGUGAGGCACGCAGCCUGCCACUACGACCUCCUGCGGGCCGAAUGACAAUGGCAGCGGCGGCGUGGUUGACCGACCACAAGCGCAGGCUAGAAGCUGGUAGCCAGCCAGACGGCUGCCGCGCCCACUCGCCGCUCUUUGGUCUCAGCUGGCCUCGCGUGUCAGAUUCUUGACCAAGAUAUUCUAGAUUGACUUGUAGAGGUGUGAUCCUUUCGAAUAAUGCACGGCGCAUGGAAAUGAGGAUGGCCGGGAGUUGCAAGGGGAUUUGACAGGACAGGCGCCCGAUUGGCUGCCAUGUCUCUCGUAUUCACUGCAGAACUGUUGCACGACUGUUGCAGUUCCGCGCAUGGGCUGCAGCGAAAAUGGACGCGGGGGUCGCUGGGGCAGAUAGAUUCAAGGGGCAGUCGAGGACUUGACGCCCGGACCUGUGCUUGUUCACGGGCCGUGGGCCAAGCCGACGGCCCAGGUCCUUGCGAUGAACUAGUUUUGACUUAUUAGCCACGCUUCGCGCCGGCGAGGUCACGGACCCCUUGCGCAGCUCCGCGAGUGCCAGCCGCCGGCGCCCAUGAUGCGUCCUCUAGACCUGUGUGCAAGGGGGUUGGAGAUGGUGCGAGUGCGUCUGUGUUUCUAUGUUUGGUUGCUCUGAGGCUGCGAUGGCUGAGGGGAGAGCGGUGACGCUGCUGCGUCCCAUACAGAACGGCUGGCCAGGAGACGGCAACCAAGCCAAUUGAACCGCGCCUAUACCGUACCCUUUCCGUCUCAUCAUUGAUGAUCGUGAGCUGCUGGGGAGGCACUCCACACCCUUUUG
Gaeumannomyces tritici R3-111a-1 is the source of this 5809-nucleotide messenger RNA. RefSeq names its product nonsense-mediated mRNA decay factor. Bases 1240 to 4608 code for a protein of 1122 amino acids. The transcript is spliced from 8 exons. Gene Ontology annotation, molecular function: protein binding; RNA binding. Gene Ontology annotation, cellular component: exon-exon junction complex; cytoplasm. The record is from RefSeq and is a predicted model, not a curated record. Gene Ontology annotation, biological process: nuclear-transcribed mRNA catabolic process, nonsense-mediated decay. NCBI's taxonomy places the organism in Eukaryota, Fungi, Ascomycota, Sordariomycetes, Magnaporthales, Magnaporthaceae.